Molecule: messenger RNA, 555 nt
Organism: Geodia barretti
Lineage: Eukaryota; Metazoa; Porifera; Demospongiae; Tetractinellida; Geodiidae
Source: the annotation of a GenBank genome assembly
CUGUGCGGCGACACCGGAGCGUCCGCCAUCUUCGGACCACAGAAGGGAGCCACUCCCGAAAUUGUCGUCGAACUCGACCAGUGCCUGGCCAACCUGGCGCGCGUCGUAGCGUCCGACCUGGGCGUGGAUGUGUUGCAUACUGCCGGGUCGGGAGCCGCUGGCGGCCUGGGAGCCGGCCUGAUUGCCUUCACCAACGCCGAAUUGCGCUCCGGCAUCGAUAUGGUGUGCGACGUGCUGGACUUCGAUAGCCACGCCGCCACCGCCGAUCUGGUAAUCACCGGCGAGGGCCGCGCCGACCGCUCCACCGCCUUCGACAAGGCCCCGGUGGGCAUCGCCCGCCGCAGCCGGGCGUUCGGCGUCCCUACCCUACUCCUGGCCGGCGGUUUGGGAUCCGGCUAUGACGUGCUGUAUGACCACGGCAUCGACGCGAUCAUUUCCAUCGCCGAAGAACCGACCGAUCUGGCAUCCAGUCUCGCACAGGGGGCGGAAUUGCUGGAGCGCGCCGCCGAACGGGCCUUGCGCCUCUACAACCUCGGUAAAAACGCGCAGCACUGA